Messenger RNA from Danio rerio (zebrafish), 3667 nucleotides. It is a transcript of the gene lats2, whose product is annotated as large tumor suppressor kinase 2. Lineage: Eukaryota; Metazoa; Chordata; Actinopteri; Cypriniformes; Danionidae. Gene Ontology annotation, cellular component: spindle; centrosome. Gene Ontology annotation, molecular function: transferase activity; ATP binding; protein serine/threonine kinase activity. The record is from RefSeq and is marked validated. Gene Ontology annotation, biological process: hippo signaling; positive regulation of NLRP3 inflammasome complex assembly.
UAUGAGAGGACGAAGAAAGGCCAACAAAUCUUUAGACAGAUAGUCCGCAACUUUACUGAAGUUUAAAUCAGUUCCUUGGAUUAAGGCACCGCUUAUUUCACAUGGCAAACAUGCAUACCAGACUGGGAUGGAAGAAGCAUGCAGACGUAAACCCUCACAUGUCUUUGGAGGAGGGGGAGUGUGAGCCUUGAAAGGGUUGCUGGGAUUGUGAAGAGUUUGUGUGAGAGAAAACACAAAGUUCACUAUGAGGCCGAAGACGUUCCCUGCCACUCCAUAUGUGGGCAACACACGCCAGCGCCUGCAGGACAUCAAGGAGGGUCUGAAACAGCCAGCGAAGCUGGUGAGUCAGGCGCUUCAUGGAGGCAGCUCUCGAGGAGAGGGUGGUCGAGGUGGAGACUCAAAGGGCAAAGACCAGGCUGCCAGACAACAGCAGCUCCGGCCGCCCCAGAAGUUUAACAACUACCAGAGUGCCCUCCGAGAGAUCCGCAAGUCUCUGAGGCCCUAUGCCAAUGAUUCAGGUCCAGGAUCCAGCUCCGGGCAUCCCGGUGAGGUCAGCAGACAGAUGCUACAGGAUCUGGUCAAUGCCGGUUGCGAUCAGGAAAUGGCAGUGCGUGCCCUGAAACAGACUGGUAGCCGUAACAUCGAGGCAGCAUUGGAAUACAUUAGCAAAAUGAGUUACCUUGAUCCUCACACUGAACAGAUUGUACGUGUCAUCAAACAGACUUCCCCAGGAAAAAGUGGCAUGCCAAAUUUGAUGGACCACAGGACAGCAAUGGAAGGCAGUGGGGAUGGUGCACUUCCCCCUUAUCAUCAAAUGGGAGCACCAUUGUAUGAGGGAGCUAGUUAUGGGGCUGAGGGUGAGAUGGCUCGGGCAUACAUGGGUGGACCACCUGUCAUGAACUACAUGCCACCGCCUGCCAACCCUUCACAGGGUGCUACCAUGGGAAACCCGAUGGGACGCCCUGCAAGUAUGGGUGCUUACUCCACAAACAUGGCUCCUCAAAAUAAUACUGGGAAUCCAAUGUACACCCCUGGUCCAGCCCAGCAAAAAGGAUACCCUAGUGGGAUUGACCAGGCCAUGAUGGGGUACAGUGUGUCUGGACCACCCAUGCAAAUCCAGUCUCAGCCCUCAGGAGGGCCUGGAGCACAUUAUGACUACAGGUCGCAUAUGAUGGAGAAUUCCAGCUACGGGGUCAAAAGAAGUGCUUCCUUUCAGAAUAAGAUGCCCCAACUAACUCCAGAAAAUUAUGUCAAUAUGCCAAGAAAAGCAGCAAUGGGCCAAAAUGCUGGUGGCUAUGCUCCCAACUUAUAUCUGCCACCACAUUCACAUCCACGCCAAGCUAGCCCCACCUCACACCAGGUUCACAUGAUGCAGCGCCCCCCAGGUGUUGCCCCUGGAGCUAUGGGUGGGGAGUUCUCUGAUGUUCCUCAAGGCCUUCUCACCCCUUCCAGGGCCAGUUUAAAUCUUGACCUGUAUGAGCAUCACUGGCCAGGAGCUCAAGGUCCUGAGGGGACUCCUCCAGCCAGGCAGCCACAAGGGCCCUUCAGAGGGGAGGUACGCGUCCCCAGUCGGACCAAUUCUUUCAACAACCACCAAAAGGUGACUGUGAGGCAGACAUUGCCCCCAACAGCUAGUGUUGCUGGGAAGCCAGAGUCAUCUUUAGGCCCACCUAACACAAUAACUGCAGUGACCUCUCCACCAAUUCAGCCACCUGUUAAGAGUAUACGGGUCAUGAGGCCUGAGCCGAAGACAGCAGUGGGACCAUGCCAUCCAGGGUGGCUGAGUGCACAAUCCCCGGAAGCACAGGAUUCUCUUGGAUACAUCCCAGAUGAGAAUUUUACCCUGGAACCCAGUCAAGAACAUCGAUGCCCACCUCCACCUUACCCCAAAACACUGCUUGUGUCUGGAUCUGGACCUGAGCCUGCAUCCUUAGAGCCUGUAGCCAUGAGUGGACUUCAAGAUGUCAGUGCCACAGGUAGGACCAUCCAGAGUUCCUCGGUAGGAAAGCAGGAGGAACCCAUCUUCAAAGACAAAGUGAAAAUGGGCAAAGGAGAAAAGGCUGUGAAGGAUAAGAAGCAGAUCCAGACAUCACCUGUGCCUGUACGAAAAAAUGCCCGUGAUGAAGAGAAGAGGGAGUCUCGUAUUAAGAGUUAUUCUCCAUUUGCCUUUAAGUUCUACAUGGAGCAACAUGUGGAGAAUGUGAUGAAGACAUACCAGCAGAAACUUAAUCGCAGAAUGCAGCUGGAGCAAGAGAUGUCCAAGGCUGGCCUUUCAGAGGCUGAGCAGGAACAGAUGAGAAAGAUGCUUUACCAGAAGGAAUCCAAUUACAAUCGACUACGACGUGCCAAGAUGGACAAAUCAAUGUUUGUCAAAAUCAAGACACUCGGCAUUGGGGCCUUUGGUGAGGUGUGUCUAACCCGAAAAGUAGACACAGGAGCCUUGUAUGCAAUGAAGACUUUGCGAAAGAAAGACGUUCUUAACCGAAAUCAAGUAGCCCAUGUUAAAGCUGAACGGGACAUUUUAGCAGAGGCUGACAAUGAGUGGGUAGUCAGGUUGUACUAUUCAUUUCAAGACCGAGACAAUCUGUAUUUUGUCAUGGAUUACAUUCCUGGAGGAGAUAUGAUGAGCUUGCUGAUCCGUAUGGGAGUUUUUCCAGAGGUCCUAGCCAGGUUUUAUGUGGCAGAACUGACACUGGCAAUUGAGAGUGUGCAUAAGAUGGGUUUCAUCCACAGAGAUAUCAAGCCAGACAACAUCCUCAUUGACCUGGAUGGACACAUCAAACUGACUGAUUUUGGUCUAUGUACAGGGUUCCGAUGGACUCACAACUCAAAGUAUUACCAAAAAGGGAACCAUAUCCGACAGGAUAGCAUGGAGCCAAGUGACUUUUGGGAUGAUGUGUCUAAUUGCCGUUGUGGUGACCGGCUGAUGACUUUGGAACAGAGAGCAACUCGACAACACCAGCGCUGCCUGGCGCAUUCUUUGGUGGGCACCCCUAACUACAUUGCCCCUGAGGUGCUUUUGCGCAAAGGAUACACACAGCUUUGCGACUGGUGGAGUGUGGGAGUGAUCCUGUUUGAGAUGCUGGUUGGCCAACCACCCUUUCUUGCUCCAACCCCAACAGAGACACAGCUUAAGGUGAUAAACUGGGAGAACACUUUGCAAGUGCCACCACAAGUAAAACUAAGCCCAGAGGCAGUCGAUAUUAUUGGCCAGCUUUGCUGCUCUGCUGAAGAGCGUCUAGGAGGCAAUGGGGCUGGAGAAAUAAAGGCUCAUCCUUUUUUUUCCGAGGUGGAUUUCUCCAGCAAUCUUCGGACACAACCUGCACCAUAUCGACCAAAAAUUGCCCACCCCAUGGAUACAUCCAACUUUGAUCCUGUUGAAGAGGAGGGAGGCCCAGGCGCCUGGAGUGAUAGUGGGGAUAGCACCCGCACUUGGGACACCCUCUGUUCUCCUCACGGCAAACACCCUGAACAUGCCUUCUAUGAGUUUACUUUCCGAAGAUUUUUUGAUGAUAAUGGUUGUCCAUUCCGUUAUCCCAAACCCCUAGAGGCGACACAAAGCCUGUCCAGCAGUGACGGGGCCGGCAGCCUGAAGCCUGAGCUGGAGGAGGAAGAGGCCCAUGAAGAGGAAGAGCAAGGGGAAGGGUGUGAGCCGGUUUAUGUGUGA